Biomphalaria glabrata is the source of this 876-nucleotide messenger RNA. RefSeq lists its product as uncharacterized. Bases 1 to 876 code for a protein of 291 amino acids. The transcript has a single exon. The record is from RefSeq and is a predicted model, not a curated record. NCBI's taxonomy places the organism in Eukaryota, Metazoa, Mollusca, Gastropoda, Planorbidae.
AUGCCUAUACAAGGAUUGACGAGUGUUCAAUUCGAGCUCGGGAAUCAGUUCUUCAUUCAUGAAUUCCUGAUCGCCAAUAUAACCGAUGACUGCAUUAUAGGACUCGACUUAAUGCAGAAAUUCGGGUUUUCUAUUGACAUUGGCGGAGGAGCUUUGACAUGUGGGGAUGUAGAGAUUGCUUUACUAAAUGAUGAGGAUGAGGAAGAGAAUGGUCGAAUCAGAAGAAUCAUGUUGACGGAGGAUACGAGCUUGCCUGCACAAUCUGAAUUGAUUUUUUACGAAAAAUUGGAGCCUGGUCAUACAAAAACGAGAACGGCACUGAUCGAGGGCAAGGAAGAUAACUACAGUGAAUUUGCCGUAGGUAAGACGUUGGUCAUGAUUGAUAGAGAUCAGAAAGUACCUGUUAGAGUUAUGAACCUUGGCUUGGGUGAAAAAAAACUAAGAAAAGACAGCAUCAUAGCUGUUUGCUAUACGUUCGACCUGAUACAAAAUUGCAGCGAUGAUAACAUCAUCAGGGACAGCACUGCAUCAGCCCACCUGCAUAUUACAGGGCUCUUGGGGAAGAUUAAGACGAAUUUAUCGGAUGAACAAUAUGCCAGUGCCGAAAAAUUGAUUUGUGAGUUUAAUGAUAUUUUUCCGACUGAUGAGACAGAUUGCGGGCGAACGAAUAUGGUUCAACAUCGUAUCGACAGAGGAAACACCAGACCAAUUCGACAUCCACCACGUCGUCUUCCACUGGCAAAACAAAAAAAAGCCAUGGACAUGAUAGAAUGCAUGAGACGACAGGGAGUCAUUGAGCCCUCCAAUAGUCCUUGGUGCUCACCUAUAGUCUUAGUGAGAAAAAAAAAAAAGACGGUUCUAUGCGAUUCUGUGUAG